AUUUGAUCAGUCAUUGGUAUUUCAAGACUGCGGAGGCUAGCAGUCAAUGAAGUGACUGAUUUGGCCAUAGGAGAAGUUGAGGACCAGCCAGAGGAAUUGAAGUCUUGAAGAAAUGGAAAACUGUCAAGUUAUGGAUGCAGAAGAAACCCGUUCUUCAACUUCCUCUCCGUCUCAAUCUCAGACUCAGAAUAUGAAGACAGAAAACCAACCAGCACCCCAAGACAAAGAAGAAGAAGAAGAAAAGAAAAGAAAUAGCAUCUCAGAAACACCACCCACUAUCAAGUCUUAUUCACCUCCUCUGUUCCAGUCCCCAUCUCCACCAUCCGAUUCUCUAACGACACACUCAACCCAUCAAGCCUACCACACUCAUGAGUUCAGAGUCACACCUUCAGACACCAAGCCGGCAUCGCCACCGGCCGUGCCGGCCCAGUCUUUCAAGGUCAAGCCCAAGGUCGUGGAUCCCAAACCACAAGUUGGGUUUUCUGGGCUCGCAGAGGUUCAAGAAGAAAGUGGUGGUGCUACUGCUACUGGUACUAAUGUGGGUGGUGUAAAGAUGCGAAUUUUGAGAGCCAACUUAUCGAUAUUGAACAGGUCGAGGAGGGAGAACAUGGUGAGGAGGGCUUUGCUUGGAUUUAGGAUUUCUGGGUUUGUGUUCUGCUUGAUCUCUUUCUCGGUUAUGGCGGCUGACAAGAACCAGGGUUGGGCUUUAGAUUCCUACUAUCGGUACAAGGAAUUCAGGUACUGCUUGGCAGUGAAUGUGAUAGGAUUUGUGUAUUCAGGGCUGCAAACCUAUGAUUUAACCUAUUUCUUCACCAGCGGAAAACAUGUAAUGCAGCUUCAUCUCCGCCAUUACUUUGAUUUCUUGAUGGAUCAGAUUUUGACAUACCUUUUGAUAUCGGCAUCUUCAUCCGCUGCAAUUCGGGCUGACGACUGGGAGUCGAAUUGGGGCAAAGACAAGUUCCCAGAUAUGGCUCGUGCGGCUGUAGCAUUGUCCUUCCUUGCCUUUCUUGCCUUUGCCUCCAGCUCCCUCAUCUCUGGUUACAAACUUUGUACCCUGAAAUCCAUCUAGUUCUUCAUAUACUUACAGAUUUACUGAGUUAGAUUAGAUGGACAGUUAAAAAGUCACUUAAUUUUUAAGAAAUGUUGCAAAUUAUGUAGAGAACUUUUAUGUUGCAUCUGCGUCAUGAUUCACGGAUGAUUUGGCACAAUGUGUUUUUGGACAAUUUAAGAUUAUUAA
Messenger RNA from Prunus mume (Japanese apricot), 1237 nucleotides. Its product is annotated as CASP-like protein 4A1. Lineage: Eukaryota; Viridiplantae; Streptophyta; Magnoliopsida; Rosales; Rosaceae. The record is from RefSeq and is a predicted model, not a curated record.